AUGGAUUCGUGGUUGCCUUUCGUCUUAUUCUCUCUUGCUGCCGGUUGUGCUCCACCCGGCUUUGUUCAAAGCAAUGACCCAGGUAAUGUCGGUGCACGAUGUUCCGAUCUCAUUCUCUAUCCGGUUUCUGCGGUCGAUCAGAGUGAUCAAUACAGAUUCGACUACAGCGAUGUGAGUUUCGGUAACACACAUGCACAAGGCGCUACGGUAGCAAUCACAUGCACGACUGGUGGACAGCCUGCUACUGUCGAAGGGUAUGAUCAGCAACGAACAUCAAUUUCGGCUGCACCGAGCCUUCUGGCCACUUGUACGAACGUCGGAGGCAGUCAGUACACAUGGACGAUACUCGGGCGAAUACUUCAAUUUGUGGAUUGUCGGUUCUGA
Haemonchus placei is the source of this 384-nucleotide messenger RNA. The record is from the annotation of a GenBank genome assembly. NCBI's taxonomy places the organism in Eukaryota, Metazoa, Nematoda, Chromadorea, Rhabditida, Trichostrongylidae.